Caenorhabditis bovis is the source of this 1422-nucleotide messenger RNA. NCBI's taxonomy places the organism in Eukaryota, Metazoa, Nematoda, Chromadorea, Rhabditida, Rhabditidae. The record is from the annotation of a GenBank genome assembly.
AUGGGUCUCGUCGGCGCUUUGUCCACAGCGACAAACGCAAGUGAAGAUGCUUUACGAUUGUUGCUGUCCGUUCUAGCAGGCUACCCUUUGGCUGUCGUUCAUAGAACAGUCUUCUAUAAUAAACCGGCAAAUGUUCAGCAUAUAUUCUUUGUGAUUUCCGGAAUUGCAUUGUGGUAUUUCAACUGUGGAAAUGCUGUAUUUCAUGCAUUAUUUGCGGUCCUUGCGGCAUUUUUCAUUACCAAUUUUAUGGGAGGAACGACUUCUUCGAUAUAUGCCGCCCAUGGUGUAUUCUUGGGUCACUUGCUUCUUGGAUAUUGGUAUGAAGAAAGCGAUACGUACGAUAUUAAAUGGACAACUCCAUUCUGCAUUAUGACUUUGCGAUUCAUUGGUCUUGUUAUGGAUGUAUAUGAUGGCCAUCAAAAGAAAGAAGAUUUGAAACCCGACCAGUUGAUCACAGGCGUUCGAGACAAGCCAUCAAUUCUUGAAAUUGCCGCUUAUGGUCUUUUCUUCCAAGGAACUCUUAUUGGACCUCAAUUUACCUUGGUUAAGUUCCGUUCGUUCGUUAAUGGAGACUGGCUUGAUAAUGGAGAGGUGCCGAAAAGCGCGUUCUUGCCAUCGAUUGGUCGAUUCCUUGCUGGUUGCACUUAUAUGGUGCUCCAUCAGUGGGGACAGGUCUGGAUUCCGGACACAUUUUUCAACUCCGAUGCUUUCUUCAAUCUUUCUUUCUUCUGGCGCUGGACGUGGGUUACAAUAUGGUUCCGACUUACCAUGUAUAAGUAUUGCGCCAUGUGGCUAAUUGGGGAAGGAGCUUCUAUUUUGGUUGGCCUUGGACACAACGGAAAAGACAAAAAUGGAGAUGAUAGAUGGGAUGGUGUCCGUGAUUUGCACCUCAUUAAAUGGGAAACUGGACAUGAUUACAAUUCGGUUGUCGAGUCAUUCAACUGUGGAACGAACACUUUUGCCAAGAAUCAUUUAUUCCGUCGCCUUCGAUGGCUUAACAACAAGCUUGCCUCUCACUUGAUCACACUCGGAUACUUGGCAAUUUGGCAUGGUUACCAUUUGGGAUAUUUUUUGCUCUUUGGAAUUGAAUUGGCAUGUGUACAAGCGCAAAACCAACUUUACGCCCUUAUUGAAAGAACUCCUGGAUGGUCCGAAGCUAUUAGCAAGCCAAUUGCUCGACCGUUCAUCUGGAUAUUUGGAAAACUUACUAUCUCGUACUCUAUGGGAUUCGCUUUCCUCAUGUUCGGACUCAUCAAGACUAAAUACUGGAUCGCGCCUGUCAAAUCACUUUACUUUAUUGGAUUUAUCAUCUACUUCAUUCUGUGGCCAAUCGUCCAUAUCAUUCUUUUGCGAACAUUGCCACGAAAAGCAAAAAAGCAGACAGACAAGAUUGAAAAUAAAACUGAGAAAAAGGAAUUAUGA